AUGAAGAAAGUUGUUGUAAAAGAGUUCCAUGAAAUUAUAUCUGAUCCCAUUUCCCUAACUGAUUCUGAAAAUAGAAUUGUACAACAUGAUGAAUUGCCUGUGGUAAACAAUGAGCUUUCAGUGACACUAAAUCUGAAACUUCAAAUUAUCUAUCCUGAUUGGGCCUGCAUUUUUCAUAAAGGCACUGAACAUUUAAUCCGUACUCCUUCACUCUGGUUGUUGCCAAACAAAACUACAUUGCAUGCGCGUUUCUCAGGUAACUGGGAACCAAAUGUUGGAAUUGGUGAGACUACUGCUGAGCUUUCGUUGAAUAAAUGGCACCAUCUAAGUUACACCCUUUCUGAUUCUGAAAAGAGGUUAGACUUCUAUAUAGAUGGUUCAUGGGUCGGAUUCCAUAGCAUUGAGGAUGUUCAGAUGCAAAAGGUUCUGUUCAAUACAGGACCACUACAUAUUGGAUCAACAUUUGGUCCAGGGGUUACUGGUGAAAUUAGCAAUUUUCGUUAUUUUAACUGGCGCCUUUCUGCUGAAGAAGUGGAGAAAAACUUUUUGGUAGGAUACUUUUAG
Entrophospora candida is the source of this 564-nucleotide messenger RNA. NCBI's taxonomy places the organism in Eukaryota, Fungi, Glomeromycota, Glomeromycetes, Entrophosporales, Entrophosporaceae. The record is from the annotation of a GenBank genome assembly.